ACCGAGUGCCAACCAUUUUGAAACGGAGAGUACACGUACUAAUAUUUUGGUUUCUUACGCGGGUAGAUAGUUCGUGGACCCAAUUCAAAAUGGGAGUCAAACGAGACCGUGGUUUUCGGUGAUUCAGGCAAGAAGCAGGACUGAUCCGACUUCGGGUAGCCUUGAAUUUGUAUGGAAUACAGGUUAUUAACUACGCUACCCCUCGUGGCAAUGUUUGAUUAGGAAAAUAAUUCAAAAAUCUCGGGAGAACCGACUUUUUGCAAAAAUUGAUGUUUCGAAGUUGUUUUCACCUAAUAUGAAAAAAAUUAACAAUUUGCUUAGAAAGCAUUAGAACGCGAUGGAAACGGCAGAAUGUAGAGCAUCUAGGCUUCAUUUCAUAUCGCAUUUAUAAGAAAUCUAGGUAGAAAGUUUACAAAAUCCAAUGGUUUUCCUGAAGAAUGUGUAAAAAAUCUUUGGUUUUUCAACUUUUUCAAUCAUAUAACCACGUUUAGUGGACAAAGUUACUCAUAUCUUCAAGUUUCCACCCCGUACUGAUGCUUUCUGAAUAGAUAUUGUGGGAGAACAACCUCGAAACUUCACUUUCAUGUUCGGAGAAGAAAGCAUAUGGCCAAAAUGACAUCGUGAGAAGGGUAAAAGUAAAGCUUUAACGUAUAAAAAUCAGGUUGUCUAUAUAAAAAAAGGGUUAUCCCAAAGUUUUGGUUAACCCCUGAUGUAAUUUACGCGAAAAGUAAUUACAAGUUACGCCAUUAUGGUGGUGCCACUUGUAAUUAUUCCAAAAUUAACAUCUUCAGGGGUGAACCAAAACUUUGUGAUAACCCUUUUUUUAUAUAGGCAAUGUGAUUUUUAUACUUUAAAGCUUUACUUUUACCCUUCUCACGAUGUCAUUUUGGCUAUAUGGAUAAAAAUUUAAACAAGUGAUGGGAGGUUAAAAUGUAAUUUUUUCCCCUAGGUCCUAGAUAGAUGAUGUCAAACAUUUCCUCAUUUACAAUCAUUAUCAAUUCAUCAUCCAGAUUAUUCUAUAAGAGAUCCAAAUGAAUAUCGACAACUAUGUCGUAGAAUAUUUAAUAAUGAAUUUUUAACCUUAAAAAAAUGCUGGUUGCAUUAUGUCCGUUGUGAAUAUUUAUCAGAAAUAAAAUCCAAAUUAUCAUCGUGUCAUUUAGAAUGUUUAAAACUUAAUUAUUGUAAAACAAAAACAUUUUAUUUUUUAAUACAAAAUUUAACAAACUUAAAAUCUUUAAAAGUUGGAAUAGAUGAAUAUCAAUCAGUAUUUAUAGCAAUAACAACACCGAAAAUACUUAUUAAAUUAAUUAAUUUGAGAUUAAUUCUUAGUUUUCCAACAACGAUAAAUUUUGAUCAAUUAGAAGAUUUAUUAUCGAUAACACCAAAUUUAAUUCAUUUUUCAUUAUCACAAGGUACUCAUGAUUCGAAAUAUUUAAAUAUUGAUUGCUGGAAAUCGAUUUCAUCAAAAUUAAAUAAUUUACAGAAAUUUUGGUGUAAUAUUUUAGUUUACGAUUGUACAAAAGGUUCUCAAAUACUUUUUGGAAAUAUUGAAGAAAUCCAAAAGCAACAUUUGACAUUUAAACGUAUGAGUUAUCAGAGAACAAGUGACUUUCGUAUUCGUAUUUAUACUCAAUAA
Didymodactylos carnosus is the source of this 1636-nucleotide messenger RNA. NCBI's taxonomy places the organism in Eukaryota, Metazoa, Rotifera, Eurotatoria, Philodinida, Philodinidae. The record is from the annotation of a GenBank genome assembly.